AUGGAGCAGCAAGCGUGUCCACCUUGUGCAGCCGAAUGGCAUUUUGGCGUCGCCGUCUCCCCUCAAGACGUCGAUGGGGGAACGCCUCUUUCGAGGGUGCGUGACGGCCGUAGGCCUUCUCUCGAUAUUGAGAGUGCAGACACUUGUGCCCGAGAAGGGUUUCCACCAGUCGCCGUCACGGACCCAAACGACGGACCGUCUCAUGGAGAAGCUGUCGAAUGCGAGUACUAUGUGUGGGAUCCGGCUACACAGCAGUAUUCACGGACAGAUCCACACACUGGAGAGGCACUGCUACGCGACCCUCACUACAUGCAAUACCACUUUCACCUUGUUGAUGCGGCAGAGGAGGGUGUGCCUAUUGCCGACGAGCGCCAUCCCCUAGAGCAGCAUCCCUAUGAUCUCCCGACUCAGAACCCAUGUGCCGGCCGGAGCGAAACAGACGUCGAUUCUUUUGUUGCGGCGGCUGCGAAUGCGGCGCGAGAGACGUUUACAGACGCAAUCCGGGCGGCGGAAUCAGCAGCCAGACAAGCAUCAGAAGCGCAGUCUGUUGCGUCAGCGUGUAAAGCUGGGCCCCUUCCCGCCACUUUAAGAGACACACCAGAAACACAAGUGCUGGCUUCGCCACUUUAUGUGCCGUCGCAAGCAAUGCCUGGGAAGCAGUGUCUUCCCUGUCAGACACACUCUGGCUGGACGGCUCACGGUGACCCCGCGUCGCUUACCGCGGGUGAGCUCCACGGACGCUCUCUUUCUCUCAAGUCAAGUGGUGACCAUAGGAGCCAUCACCAACCUGGCCGAAUGCCUCAAUGCGAAGAAUUGGAAAAUGACACACGGCCUCCCUCUGCACCGUCAUUUCCAGAAAGAAUCGGCGCGUGCCCCCACCACGGGGGUUUCGCAUCAGAGGAAACAGACGGAAGGGGCUGCGCCAGCAUUUGUGGCCAGUGCAUGUGUCAGCAAAGGGCAAACGAUUUCGUUUUUCCGCAAGACUACCAAUCUGGGUCGGUCCAAAGUAACCACUGGCAACAUGCACAUUCGUCAGACGGGACGAAGGCCGGAAGAGUGCUUGAGUCCACGGAGUACAUGAAAGGGAAUUAUCGACACGGAUUCCAGUGUGGAGCAAAAGGGUUUUAUCCCUCCUCGGCCAGCAUGCGCAUCUCCCUGGAAAACGGAAAUCGUCAGUCAUCGACAGGUAGGAACAGACAGCACGCCGAGACAACGCACACCAAUGAGAAUGACGCUGAGGGUCAGUGGGGGCUUGUCCAAGGUAUGUUGGACGUACAGUCGGAUCGCGAAGAGGAAUGGUAUGAACCUGAGGAGCAGUUCCUAGAGCACAUAGUGGGGUCAACGGUGUCUGACUACGAGGAAACACCUGAUGCCAUUGGUAAGACGAGACCGUGUGCGGGCACGGGGCUGUCGACUAGUCGGCCAUGGGGAGUUGCCCCGAGUCGUGCUGCGAGUAGUCUGAAGAACCAGCGGCGAGGACCCGCUCAGUUUGAACGCAAACUGGAAAACACACGAGCGCGGCUGCGGGUUGCGGAGCAAGUGGCUGCCGUCGCAUCACCGUGGAGAAGGCGAGCGGUAAGGGCACCUUCGCCAAACAGUGAGCCAGCGGCGUCGCGCCUUGCGUGUGAAAAACCAAAUCCUCUUUCAAGGGACUGCACCAAACGGACAGGCGAGCACUCCAGAGACACUGAUUUGUGGCACCGUUCGAACGCGAUUCGUUUUCGGAAUAGCGAAGGAGUCUGUGGAGGAACCCGACGGCUUCCCCCCAAGUCCACGUCUCAGGGAGAGGGCGCACCAGGCCGCAGACUGCGUCAGCAUGACCCAGUCAGUCGGGGAUGUCAAUUACGUGCUGCUUGGGAGGGUGAUCCUUUCCUUCGGCAGCAGAAGCGUACACAAUUUGAUAUGAAGGCAUACGAUACUUGGCUGCGCAACAAAGGGCAUUUGCUCCGCGCGAAAGCGCUGGAGUUGCAACGGGAAGAGCAGCGUCUCCUGCUGCUAAUGAUGCAACAGCAGUACCCGGGAACCAGGAAAGCGUCGGGUGUAUGA
Molecule: messenger RNA, 2046 nt
Organism: Neospora caninum
Lineage: Eukaryota; Apicomplexa; Conoidasida; Eucoccidiorida; Sarcocystidae
Exons: 2
Coding region: 1-2046 (681 amino acids)
Source: RefSeq, a predicted model, not a curated record